Penicillium psychrosexuale is the source of this 240-nucleotide messenger RNA. RefSeq lists its product as uncharacterized. The coding region runs from base 1 to 240 and encodes 79 amino acids. Lineage: Eukaryota; Fungi; Ascomycota; Eurotiomycetes; Eurotiales; Aspergillaceae. The record is from RefSeq and is a predicted model, not a curated record. The transcript has 2 exons.
AUGCAGGACACUUCCGUCUAUGGCAUUGUCACCGAUAGUUUCCGCUGGGAUUUUAUCCAAAUCCGCGCUAACAGCGAAAUGGAAAAGAGCAAGGCCGAAAUUGUGUCCGUCCUCUACGAGAUUUUCGAGACCGCCGCAUGUUCCUCCGCCCAACCUCAGCAGCAGCGAAAACGAUGGCGACAAGGCUCAGAUACUGAAUUCACGACUGAGCUGGACAAACCGUCAAAGAUACAAAGAUAG